Neltuma alba is the source of this 1648-nucleotide messenger RNA. RefSeq names its product cytochrome P450 71D10-like. Bases 1 to 1521 code for a protein of 506 amino acids. The transcript has 2 exons. The record is from RefSeq and is a predicted model, not a curated record. Lineage: Eukaryota; Viridiplantae; Streptophyta; Magnoliopsida; Fabales; Fabaceae. Gene Ontology annotation, molecular function: oxidoreductase activity, acting on paired donors, with incorporation or reduction of molecular oxygen; heme binding; monooxygenase activity.
AUGGAGAUUCAAAUUCCAUAUUCCAUCCUCUUCGCCUUCUUCUCGUUGCUCUUUCUGGUUCUAAUAAAGCCUUCAAGAUUGAAGAAAUCAAACAAACCCCUACCCCCAGGGCCAUGGAAGCUUCCUGUUAUAGGGAACUUACAUCAAAUGGUAGGGCCAUCACUUCCUCAUCACAUCAUGAGAGACCUUGCAAACAAAUAUGGCCCCUUGAUCCACCUUCAACUUGGACAAACCUCCAACAUCAUAAUCUCUUCCUCAGAAAUGGCCAAAGAAAUUAUGAAAACGCACGAUCAAAUCUUUGCCAACAGACCCAUUUAUUUAGCAGCCAAAAUUGUUGGCUACGAUGGUAUUGAUGUUGGCUUCGCUCCAUAUGGACAUCGUUGGAGGCAACUUCGAAAGAUUUGUACUUUGGAGCUUUUGUCUGUAAAGAGAGUCCAAUCAUUCAGAAAUAUAAGGGAAGAACAAAUAGGAUCUCUCAUGAAGUAUAUAACUGAACAUGAAGGUUCUGUUAUUAAUCUUCAUAAACAAUUUUUCCCUCUGGCAAAUUCCGUUGUUGCUCGUGCGGCCAUUGGUAAGUCCAAGAAUGUGGACGACGUUGUGUAUUUUAUGCAGAAAACAAUGGAGCUGGCUACUGGACUUGGUGUUGAAGAUCUUUUUCCUUCACUCAAAUUCCUUCCUGUCAUCACUGGUUUGAAGCGUAAGCUUGAGAAACUGCAUGAACUGGGUGAUGGGAUUUUGCAAGAAGUCAUUGCAGAACAUAGAGAAAGGAACGAUAAGAGGAGCGAGGAUGGUGAUGAUGAAGCACACCAGGAAGAUCUUGUCGAUGUUCUUCUCAGGGUCCAAAAGGAAAAUGACCUUGACAUCCACAUUUGUGACGACACCAUCAAAUCUAUUAUUCAAGACAUGUUCUUUGGGGCAACUGAAACAACAGCAACAAUUUUGGAGUGGGCAAUGGCUGAAUUGCUGAGGAAUCCAGAGACAAUGAAAGAGGCUCAAGCAGAAGUAAGGAAGGUCUUUGGAAACAAAGGAUACGUAGAAGAAACAGAAUUGCACAAGUUGAAAUACACAGAUGCUGUAAUCAAAGAAAUCUUGAGGCUUCAUCCACCUCUUCCACUACUGGUUCCAAGGGAAAAUUUUGAAACAUGGGAAAUCAAUGGUUACAAGAUCCCUUCCAACUCUAGGAUUAUUGUCAAUGCUUGGGCACUCGGAAGAGAUCCCAAGUAUUGGAACGAGGUAGAGAAGUUUCAACCACAAAGAUUCCUUGAUCCCUCAACGGACUACAAUUUUAAGGGUACGAACCAUCAGUAUAUUCCAUUUGGGUCAGGAAGAAGGAUAUGUCCUGGAUCUUCAUUUGGUUAUGCUGUUAUCGAUUUGGCUAUCGCCAAAUUGCUUUACCAUUUUGAUUGGAAGCUUCCUGAUGGGAUGAAGCCUGAGGAUUUGGACAUGGAGGAAACUUUUGGUAACACUGCCUCUAGGAAAAACCAUCUAUGUGUGGUUCCCACAGUCGUCUAUCACCCUUAGUUAUAUAUUUAGUGUUAUUGUGAUACCGCUUGAAAGAUAAUAAGGGAUGUUUAAUUUUCAGAAUAAAAUAGUGCUUUAUGUGUUUGCAAAUGUUUUCUGUAAUAAAAGAAUAUGUGUGUGCCUCGCU